AUGGCAAACUGUGAACAGCGAGGGCCUAGCCAAGGGCCUAGCCAAGGGCCUAGCCAAGGGCCUAGCCAAGGGCCUAGCCAAGGGCCUAGCCAAGGGCCUAGCCAAGGGCCUAGCCAAGGGCCUAGCCAAGGGCCUAGCCAAGGGCCUAGCCAAGGGCCUAGCCAAGGGCCUAGCCAAGGGCCUAGCAAGGGCCUAGCCAAGGGCCUAGCCAAGGGCCUAGCCAAGGGCCUAGCCAAGGGCCUAGCCAAGGGCCUAGCCAAGGGCCUAGCCAAGGGCCUAGCCAAGGGCCUAGCCAAGGGCCUAGCCAAGGGCCUAGCCAAGGGCCUAGCCAAGGGCCUAGCCAAGGGCCUAGCCAAGGGCCUAGCCAAGGGCCUAGCCAAGGGCCUAGCCAAGGGCCUAGCCAAGGGCCUAGCCAAGGGCCUAGCCAAGGGCCUAGCCAAGGGCCUAGCCAAGGGCCUAGCCAAGGGCCUAGCCAAGGGCCUAGCCAAGGGCCUAGCCAAGGGCCUAGCCAAGGGCCUAGCCAAAGGCCUGGCCAAGGGCCCAGCCAGGGGCCCAGCCAGGGGCCCAGCCAGGGGCCUAGCGGUCGAAGGGCCUUGA
Thrips palmi is the source of this 597-nucleotide messenger RNA. RefSeq names its product tetra-peptide repeat homeobox protein 1-like. The transcript has 2 exons. The record is from RefSeq and is a predicted model, not a curated record. NCBI's taxonomy places the organism in Eukaryota, Metazoa, Arthropoda, Insecta, Thysanoptera, Thripidae. Bases 1 to 597 code for a protein of 198 amino acids.